AUGAUAGGACAGAUACUAAAUGAUCUAAGUUUCGAUUUAUUAAAAGGGGAAUCAUUAGUCAUACUUGGCGGCUCAGGAAGCGGCAAAUCUGUACUGACAAAAACAAUUAUCGCCUUGCUUGCUCCAGACUCAGGGUCUGUUAAAAUAAAUAGUAAAAGCAAAAAUAAAUUUGGGGUUUUAUUUCAAAAUUCCGCUUUAUUUGACUACGUUACAGUGUGGGAAAAUAUAUCUUUUAAUUAUAAAAAGCGCUUUAAUAUCAGCAAAAAAGAGGCAAAACAGCUAGCAAUCGAGAAGUUAAAUGAUGUUAGAAUGGAGGAAAGCAUAGCAGAUAUGUUUCCAAUAGAGCUAUCAGGUGGAAUGAAAAAAAGAGUAGCACUUGCAAGGGCGAUUGCACAUAAUCCAGAAAUUAUCGUAUUAGAUGAGCCAACUUCAGCAUUGGACCCAUUUAUGAUACGACAGAUAUAG
Parnassius apollo (apollo) is the source of this 465-nucleotide messenger RNA. Lineage: Eukaryota; Metazoa; Arthropoda; Insecta; Lepidoptera; Papilionidae. The record is from the annotation of a GenBank genome assembly.